AAUUCUAAGUAAGUAGGACUAGUAGCAGAAAUGGGCCAGUUCCAUGUCUUCUUCUUUCCGAUGAUGGCUCAGGGCCAUAUCAUCCCAACCUUGGACAUGGCCAAGCUAUUCGUCUACCGCGGCGGCGCCAAGGCCACCGUCAUCACCACCCCGCUCAACCUCCCCUCCCUCACCAAAUCCAUCCAAGAAACAAACCACCUCGGGAUGGACAUCUCCGUCCGGGCAAUCCCAUUCCCCGCGGCGGAGGCCGGGCUGCCCGAAGGCUGCGAGAGGAUUGACCAGGUGGCUUCGGAGGAUUUAAUCCCCAAUUUCUUCCGGGCCACGGCCAUGCUCCAGGAACCCCUGGAGCGUCUCCUCCAGGAGGUCCGACCCACCGCCCUGGUCGCCGACAUGUUCUUCCCGUGGGCCACCGCAGCGGCGGCGAAAUUCGACAUCCCCAGGCUGGUGUUCCACGGGAUAAGCUACUUCGCGCUGUGCGCGGCGGAGGUCGUCCGGAGACACAGGCCCCACAGGAGCGUCGCCUCGGAUUCGGAGCCGUUCCUGGUGCCCCACCUCCCCCACGAGAUCAGGCUGACCAGAUCUCAGCUGGCGCCGCACGACCGGAAAGGAUCGGAGAGCUUCAUGGCGGAAUUGCACCGGAGAAUCAAGGAAUCGGAGGCGAGAAGCUUCGGGGUGGUGGUCAACAGCGUGUACGAACUGGAGGCGGAUUACGCGGAGUACUACGGGAAGGUGCUGGGGAAAAGGGCGUGGCAUAUUGGCCCUCUUUUGCGCUGCUGUGACACCAAAAUUAAAGAGAAAGCUGCGAGGGAAGAAGAAAUCGCAGCAAUUGCUGCGCCUUUGACGCCCCCCUCAUCUGAUUCCGAAAGACCAACAAGACAUGACUGCCUCAAAUGGCUCGACUCCAAGAAGCCAAAUUCGGUGAUCUACAUAUGCUUCGGAAGCAUGUCAAACUUCACGGCUUCGCAACUACGCGAGCUAGCAAUGGGCCUAGAGGCGUCCGGGCACCAAUUCAUAUGGGUGGUGCGGAAGGGGAAAGAUUCGAACGACAAGGAAGGCGACGAAGGAUGGCUCCCGGAAGGAUACGAAGCGAGGGUGGAAGGGAAAGGGCUGAUCGUGAGAGGGUGGGCCCCGCAGGUGCUGGUUCUCGACCACGGCUCCACGGGCGCGUUCAUGACGCACUGCGGCUGGAACUCGACGCUGGAGGGGAUAUGCGCGGGCGUGCCCAUGGUGACGUGGCCUCUCUACGCCGAGCAGUUCUUCAACGAGAAGCUGGUGUGUCAGGUGCUGGAGGUUGGGGUUGGGGUUGGGGCGAAGCAGUGGAGCCGGGUGACGGACGGCGUGAAGGGCGGGGAUGUGGCGGCGGCGGUGAAGAGAGUCAUGUCCGGUCAGGAAUCGGAGGAGUUAAGGGGCCGGGCGAGAAGUUUGAAGGAGAAAGCGCUGAGAGCCAUAGAGCCAGGCGGUUCCUCCAUCUCUUCUUUGGACUCCCUCUUGCACGACUUGACCACCUAUAACAAACCUUCUCCCAAAGUCAUGUGUAAUGGAAAGGUUGAUGGAGGCUUGAUGAUGUGUAAAGAAGUAUGACGUUGAGUCAUGGGACUGAAGGUGUGUGUUAUUAUAAUUGGUUGAAAUACAAGUGUCUACGUUAAUUCUUGAUUGGUUUGAGAUUUAAAAAAAUAAAAAGAAAGGGAGAGGCAACGCUCUGAUGGUGGUCACCCCCUUCGGGUCACAAACGGAAGGAGGCACGACAAUUUGGGCGUGGUGCGGCGCGAAAGAGUAUCACGUCUCUCCUCAUUGCAGAUAGUGUAAGUAAUGAGAAAGGCGACCGAUUAGUGUUUGUUUUUUCGAAGGAAAAUGUUAUUGAGGUCCAAUGACCCACAAAAGGUCAUUGUUAGUUUAUUAGGUGAAUUCUACGAUUCAAUGUGUAUGUCGUUAUUCUUCCCUUUGAUUGUUUGAUAAAACUUCCCUUUGUUA
Messenger RNA from Cuscuta campestris, 1971 nucleotides. The record is from the annotation of a GenBank genome assembly. NCBI's taxonomy places the organism in Eukaryota, Viridiplantae, Streptophyta, Magnoliopsida, Solanales, Convolvulaceae.